Messenger RNA from Humulus lupulus (European hop), 2689 nucleotides. Its product is annotated as VIN3-like protein 2. The transcript is spliced from 5 exons. The record is from RefSeq and is a predicted model, not a curated record. Lineage: Eukaryota; Viridiplantae; Streptophyta; Magnoliopsida; Rosales; Cannabaceae. Gene Ontology annotation, biological process: vernalization response; epigenetic regulation of gene expression. Gene Ontology annotation, molecular function: protein binding. The coding region runs from base 285 to 2492 and encodes 735 amino acids.
UUCUUUUCAGUUUUUUCUCUCUCUAGAAAACUUCUCUGUCUAUAUUUCUAAUCCUUCUAAGGGGAAGAAGAGAGUACUUUGCUCCCUCGAAUCUCCUCCUGCCUCCUCUCUGGUUAAAUCCCACCAAGGAGAGAGAGAGAGAGAGAGAGAGAAGAGAGAGAACCCAGAAGAAACAAGUCAUGGAUUCGUUUCUAGUGGAAGAAUUUCAACCCUCCUUUCUUGUUUCGCAAAAGUUGGGUUGUUGAUGCUAAUGUGGUGAGCUGACUGGUUCCUUGUAUUUUUCUAUGAAUAUGGCUACCGAUUCUUCUUCUGAGGGAAUUUAUCUUGAUCCAUCGAAAGGCGGUAAGAUGAGUAUGGAGAAAAAGAGAGAACUUGUUUAUCAAAUAUCAAAUUGGUCACAAGGUGCCUCUGAGCUGCUACAAUCAUGGAGUCGUCAGGAAAUUUUGCAGAUCCUCUGCGUUGAGAUGGGAAAGGAAAGAAAGUAUACUGGUUUGACCAAGUUAAAAAUUAUCGAGCAUCUUCUGAAAAUUGUAUCUGAAAAGAAAUCAGGAGGGAUUGAGUUUGUAACAGACCUUGAUUCACUGGCUUCUCCUCCGCCUGGGCAAAGAGCUGCUAAACGGCAGAGGAAAACUGAGCAACCUUCUCGGCUAUCUACUGCUGCUGCUAGUUAUGUAUCAACCAACAAUGGCAUCAUCAGUUUGGCUAACACUGUAAUAUAUUGCAAAAACUCUGCUUGUAGAGCUACUUUAAGUCGAGAAGGUGCCUUCUGCAAGAGGUGUUCGUGUUGCAUAUGUAAUAAGUAUGAUGAUAACAAAGACCCUAGCUUGUGGUUAAUUUGCUGCUCCGAGCCUCCAUUUCAAAGUGAUUCAUGCGGCAUGUCAUGCCAUCUUGAGUGUGCUUUGACACAUGAAAAAUCUGGUAUUGGGGAGCAUGAUGGCACCUUUUGUUGCGUAUUUUGUGGGAAAGAGAAUGAUUUACUCGGGUGCUGGAGAAAGCAAAUGGUCAUGGCAAGGGAAACCAGACGGGUAGACAUUCUGUCAUAUCGUGUCUCCUUAAGCCAAAAACUUCUCAAAGGAACUGAAAAACAUCAAAAGCUUUAUGAGCUUGUUGAUGAAGCUGCAAAGAGGCUUGAAGCUGAAGUUGGUCCAUUGGAUGGUUUGGCCGUGAAAAUGGGUACUAGGGGUAUUGUCAACAGGCUUUCUUCUGGACCCGAGGUUCAGAAACUUUGUGCUUCUGCUGUGGAGUUGCUGGAUUCAAUGCAUUCUAUUGCAACCUCUGAUCCAUUGCCCAAUCCCAUCAAACAAGAGAAAAAACCAAUUAUGUCAGGCAUGAUCAAAUUUGAAGACAUCCGAGCAACAUCGCUCACCAUUUUUUUGCAACCUGGAAAACCUUCAACAGAUAAUAGUGUACUCUAUUCCUUGUGGCAUUGUAAGGUUGAUGAUAUCAACUAUCCUAAAGAACCGACCUGUAAACUGUUUGCGCCAAAUACAAGAUUUGUUGUUAGAGGUCUUAUUCCUGCUACAGAGUAUUGUUUCAAAGUUGUUUCACAUGAUGGUAUGAAGGAGUUGGGUACCACUGUAGUUCGAUUCUCCACAAGCCAUGCGGAGGAACUUCCAAAUUGCCAUGUUCUGGAAAGAAGUCAAAGCCCCGCAACUAACUGUAGCAGCCUCUCUAAUCCUUCCUCAGUAGAAGAUGAAACUAAUAACGUUGCACUAUCUAGUGAGCAGGCUGAUACCCGUCCAGACAAUUAUCAUAGUUAUUGCAAGGAUAGCGAAAAGAUUGUUUCUGCUAGUUUAUCCAAUGGUGCUAUUACGUGCAACAGCACAGGUGAAGGAGGAAACAUGGGAAAUCAAGUUUCUUUGUUAGAUGGGAAUUGUUCCAUUGGGUUGGUUGGCUCCAUAUCAAAUUCUGAUGUUGUAGAACCUGAUAACAAACCCUCAUCUGAUGGUCAAAUUGUCGAGGACAUUAGCACUGAUAAUGGGUCAAACUCUCCAGUUCGAACUGGAAUGGAAUGUGUGCCAUUUGCUGGUAGCUCAGAUGCUGGGUUGCCCAUUACUCCUUGCAAGUUAGAAAUACUAAAAGAGGGGCUAGGAAGAAAUGUGAGAUCCAAAUCCAGCAGCAAGGAUCUGGAAAAUGCAGCAGGGAAAGGAGAACCCCAAGAUGGUAGCACGUCGAAGAAAAGAAAGGCAGAAAGGCCUGAUGAGGAAUGUGUAGGAAACGGUUUUUCAGACAGGGAUUUUGAGUAUUAUGUGAAGGUGAUUAGAUGGUUAGAAUGUGAGGGUCAUAUAGAGAAGAACUUCAGGCAGAAAUUCCUAACUUGGUAUAGCUUGAGAGCGAGUCCACAGGAGCUAAGGAUUGUUAAGGUGUUUAUUGACGCUUUCAUAGAAGAACCAGCAUCACUUGCUGAGCAACUUGUUGACACCUUUUCGGAAAGCAUCUCAAGCAAGAGAUCUUCUGUUGUCCCAGGGUUCUGCAUGAAGCUUUGGCAUUAAUCAUCAGCUUUGCCUUUAGUUGAAUCGAAUUUUGAGUGCAAACGUACUCCUCGUUUGUUCAGCAGUAAUUCUUUAGACCUCCUAACAUGCUUCAUUUGAACUAUCUCAUCAUUUAUAUAUAUUUGUCAUUACCAUUUGCCAUUCUUAUUAUUUAAGAAUGUCUAGAUAUCAUUUAUUAUGAUAAUUUGUUUUAUUCA